This is a messenger RNA of Didymella exigua CBS 183.55, 2901 nucleotides long. RefSeq names its product glycoside hydrolase family 16 protein. Lineage: Eukaryota; Fungi; Ascomycota; Dothideomycetes; Pleosporales; Didymellaceae. Gene Ontology annotation, molecular function: hydrolase activity, hydrolyzing O-glycosyl compounds. The transcript is spliced from 2 exons. The coding region runs from base 1 to 2901 and encodes 966 amino acids. Gene Ontology annotation, biological process: glucan catabolic process. The record is from RefSeq and is a predicted model, not a curated record.
AUGCCCUCUUUGUCCGCCCUUCUCGGGGUUGGCGCUGCCACUCUUUUUUCCGUCGCUUCUGCUACCAAGUACACUCCCGCGGAUACCUAUUCCGGAUCUUCGUUCUUCGACAACUUCAACUUCGUCACUGAAGAGAAAACCAACGGCUUCGUCAAGUAUGUCGACCGCACCACCGCGCAGAACAAGGGCUACAUCGGCUACGAUGGAGGUGAUGCUGUCUUCGGUGUUGACUACAAAUCCAAGCUGAACAGUGCGGCCGGUGGCGACUUUGGUCGUGAGAGUGUCCGUCUUGAAGGCAAGAAGGAGUACAACAAGGGCCUCUUCGUCCUCGACCUCAAGCACAUGCCUGGAGGUAUCUGCGGUACCUGGCCUGCCUUUUGGUCCCUUGGUCGCGAGCCAUGGCCCGUCAAGGGAGAGAUCGAUAUUAUCGAGGGUGUCAACCAGAACACGAACAACAACUUCGUCCUCCACACCGACACCAAAUGCAAGGUCAACGGCCUGGGACAGACUGGCACCCAGGCCCUGACCGACUGCGCUCUCGACGGUCCGUCAAAGUCCACGGGCUGCGGCGUGACCGAUGCCCGGGGUAGCUCUUUCGGCAAAGACUUCAACGCCGCCCAAGGUGGUUACUACGUUACCGAGUGGCAGGCUGAGGGCAUCAAGAUCUGGUUCUUUCCUCGUGGCAGCCAGCCCCGCAGCCUUCUCUCGGACGAGCCUGACACGACCACCUUCGGGACACCUGCUGCCAGCUUCCAGGGCGACUGCGACAUCGAGAAGCGCUUCAUGGACCAGCGCUUUAUCUUCACCAACACCUUCUGCGGCGACUGGGGAGGCAAUGUCUACGCUCAGUCCGGCUGCCCCAUGUAUCAAGGCUUGGAUGGAAUGGGUUCUUGCAAGAAGUAUGUCGCUGAGAACCCUGAGGUCUUCAAGGACGCGUACUGGCGUGUUAGCUCGUUCAAGACAUACAACAAGCGCGCUAUCACAAGCUCCUCGUCGGUGGCUCCCAGCAGCACUUCUCACGCUUCGUCCAGCUCUGUCCAGGUUUCGCCCAGCUCUGUCCAGGUUUCGCCCAGCUCUGUCCAGGUUUCGCCCAGCUCUGUCCAGGUUUCGAGCAGCUCUGCCUACGUCUCGAGUAGCUCUGCCCACGUCUCGAGUAGCUCUGUUCAUGUCUCCAGCUCCUCAACUCACGUCUCAUCCUCCUUGGUAGCGCACAGUAGCUCUGCUCUUUCCAGCUCCACUGCUCACUCUUCUUCGGCCACUUCCACACCCUACGUCCCAAACUCUGUCUACCCCUCCUCGACUCCGGUUGCUUCUUCAUCGUACUCUGCCGACGUUAGCAGCGCCAUCUCUAGCAGCGCCGCGCACGACUACUCCUCGACCGUCUCCAGCACAGCAUCUUCGACUCCCUAUGACCACGUCAGCAGCUCUUCAGCCGCCCAUGACUACUCGUCUGGCAUUAGCUCGUCUGUCUCGGAGGCAUCUUACGCCUCUGCUUCGGACUCUGCCUCGGAGACGCCCUACUCGCACGAUAUCUCUUCAACUAUCUCCAGCGCAUCCGCGUCGGAAACUCCUUACGUACGCGACAGCUCCAGCAUCUACGCAUCUGCCAGCUCCUCGUACGUCGUUCCUUCCGAUGUCUUCAGCGUCUACCCAUCCGAGACCCCAUACAGCAGCUCGUCGACCGCCUACUCUUCCGAGACUCCUUACUCAUCUACAUCCUCAAGCUCCGCUUAUCCUGAUGUCUCGUCCCAUCCCGCCGAUAGCGAGUCCACUAGCAGCACUCCUGUCUAUUCCACUUCUGCUCCUGACUAUUCUGUCUACCCUGAAGGCGAUGGCUACAAUUAUGGCGACAAGUCUUCGAAGACUCCGGAUCCAUUCCCUACGACCUCCGAGUACUCUACCAUCUCCGCUAAGGUCAACCAGUACGAUUCUUACCCAACUGCCUCCACCAAGUCUGUACAGUAUGACAACUAUCUCGUAGCUUCGUCAAGCGCUCCUGUGUAUGGACACAACCAGCCGAAGCCCAGUGUGAAGUCCACACCUGUCUACAGCGACUACCCAGGACUUCCUAGUUUCACACCGCUCUACAGCACCUAUCCUGAAAUUUCAAGCAAGCCCUCGUACGAUGAUGACAAGAAAUCGACCGAUUCUUACACGACCACCGCCUACCAGACAACUUACGUCGAUGUCUGCCCGACGGGUUACACAACUAUCACCACCAAGGUCACUGCCAUCCAGACUUCCGCUCCUUAUCCGACAACCAACGCAUACUAUGCUCCUCCGGGCUUCGAGGUCACGACCAAGUACUGCGCUCAAGGCUGCGGCGAGGGCCCCAAAACUGUCACCGUGACCAUUCCGUGCACGAAGUGCCAGGCCACCGGCGUGCCUAACAAGCCCGCCUCUUCCGCCCCCAGUGUUCCUUCAAAGCCAACAGAUACCCCUAACAAGCCCACCAGCAACACGCCCUACACUCCUGCUCAGCCCAGCAAACCUUCCACACCCGAGGACUCCACGUCCAAGGUCACAUCCACCAAGAUCAUCACUCUGACCAAGAUCCCCGUCCCCGAGAGCCAGUACUACGCUACGAAUCCCAGCGUCGCCUCCCCGUCUGCCAGCAUGAUCAAGUAUCCCGACUCCGACUCGGAUAAGAGCUACGCGGACAAGCCCGUUGCUCCUUCCAGCGCAGUCCACGUCGGCGGCGACAAGCCCGUCUACCCUACUGUUGUCGGGCACCCAGGCUCGAACGUCACUAUCAGCUACGGCACUGCUACAUCUAUCAAGGGCGACAAGCCGACACAGACUGGGUACAAGAUUCCUGAAUUCACUGGCGCGGCGAGUGCAGUGCAGGUUGGCGGUGUCGUUGCGGGCGCUAUCGCUGCUUUUGCUGCAUUGCUGAUGUAG